AUGGCUUCCUCCACAACCCAGAGCCUGACAGAAGUGGUGAAGCUCGAUACAGAGGAAGAUGUCGCCGUGGCCCUAGCUGAGUACACCGCCGAUCUUUCUAAAAUGUUCAUCGAAGAAAAGGGCUCGUUCUCCGUACGCAUUCCCCCUAACAACAUCUUCGCCAUAAACGACAAGAAGUCUUCGGAAGACCCGGAUCCCAAUUCGGACCCAUGGGAGUACUGCUCACCUGUUCAGCUGUUCUGUUAUCGGAAUUCGGAAUCCCUAUAUCUACAGAAGAGAGAGGAACCAGCCAUGGAUGCAUUGGACUCAGUUUUUGACCCAUUCAGAGAUUUCGCCAAGGACAGCGUUCGCCUCGUCAAGCGUUGCCACAAGCCUGAUCGCAAAGAGCGAUGCUUUCAAGAAUCCAAAGUUGCAUUCCAAAAUGCUUCAACAUUUUCCUCAAUUACUGCCCUGCUUGAAAAGCUUCGUCUAGAAGUAUAUGGAACUAAUGUGAAGCAUGCAAAUGAAGAAGGCGACAAUCAGCAGCCAAACAGAGCUGAGGAUGAGUGGAAGCCUGGGAGGUCCCACAAGAGCUCCCCUAAUAUGCACAUAAUAAGCUCCAUUGUUGACAGGACUAUUGGGCCUUCUAUCCUGAAAGAGACUGAACAGAUUUUUUUGCAAUGCAAUGAGGAUCAAAUGGCACAGUUGCUUUCAGCUUUAUGGAUAGAAGUCAAUCUACCUGAUAACCUGCCUGCUAAUAUCGAAGCUAUUGCACAGUCAUUCUGUCUAGCACUUAUUUCUUGUCGGCUUAAGAACUUGAAUGAUACUCUGAUACUCAGGUUUUUUCAGCUUCCCUUGUCGAUAAGAAAGAUUGCUUUGGACUCCAAUCAUGGGUCUUCGCCUCCAGCUUAUCGGAGGUCACUUCUUGUACUAUCGACUGCAAUGAUGAUGUUUGCUGCUAAGCUAUAUCAUGUUGCCGAGACUCGUAAUCUGCUCAACGUGUUGGUUGAUUCAGAUGUGGACCCACAUGUCGACAUAAGUGACGAAUUUCAAGUCUAUGUAAAGUCUCAAUCCGAAGUGAAAGAUUACGGCUCUGCGUCAGAUAACGAAGAGGCUUUGUUGACCCUGGUCAAUUUGCGAAGCAAGUCUCAAGAGUCUGAUAAAGUCGUGCUUUCCUUAUUAGUUGAAAGUUUGUCAACCAUUACAAAGUAUGAGUCGGAAGACAUUGCUAAGCAGCUAAUGGAGGGAUUUGUACCGGAUGAAGUUUUCAUGUUCGGCGCGCAAUCUAUAGUCGACAUGGAUCACUUCCAAAGGGCUGCACACUCUAAGGGAUCACAAUCUUUUGAUGGGGUUCCUGCUUCUCCUUCUCCUUCGAUGUCCCAUAUUGUCAGCAUUGGCCAGCUGCUAGAAUCGAAUCUUCAUUCAGACUCUGCUAAAGAGCCUAUGAAUGCUGCUUCGCAGAGAUUUUAUCGGCGUGGCUCCGGCGAGAAUGGACGGUGGCUUGUGUGCGUGAAAUUGAGACUGUUUAUUGGGGCUAAGCUGCUGGGAUUUGAGAGCACGAGUUUGAAAGUGCUCGACAAAAUGAAGAACACAGCUGCAGAGGAGAGUUUCUGA
Striga hermonthica is the source of this 1593-nucleotide messenger RNA. The record is from the annotation of a GenBank genome assembly. Lineage: Eukaryota; Viridiplantae; Streptophyta; Magnoliopsida; Lamiales; Orobanchaceae.